This is a messenger RNA of Paecilomyces variotii, 1640 nucleotides long. Its product is annotated as putative nuclear pore complex protein. Lineage: Eukaryota; Fungi; Ascomycota; Eurotiomycetes; Eurotiales; Thermoascaceae. The transcript is spliced from 2 exons. Bases 132 to 1229 code for a protein of 365 amino acids. Gene Ontology annotation, cellular component: nuclear pore. Gene Ontology annotation, molecular function: ubiquitin binding; RNA binding. Gene Ontology annotation, biological process: RNA export from nucleus; transcription-dependent tethering of RNA polymerase II gene DNA at nuclear periphery. The record is from RefSeq and is a predicted model, not a curated record.
ACCGUACGCGCCUCGCCUGCAAGCUUCGCAGCUCAACCUCACCUCUUCUUCGCCUUCAUUUGACCAGGUAUACUGCUCUGCAGAGAGGGAUUUGAGUUGCCGUCUCGUUUCACUGGCGGAGAGGACGUGCGAUGUCGCUCUUCGGCUCUGUGGGCACCACGUCGGCCACGACGGCCCAAACCAACACCACGGGGGAUAUCUCAAAGGAUGUCGCCCUGACAGCUCCCCCGGAAGAUAGCAUUUCAGAUCUGUCUUUCUCUCCUGUAAGCGAGCACUUGGCGGUUGCUUCGUGGGACAAGAAAGUGCGCAUCUAUGAGAUCAAUGGCCAGGGACAGAGUGAAGGGAAAGCUCUCUUCGAGCAUGAAGCACCGGUUCUCAACUGCUGCUGGUCUCCGGAUGGAACCAAAGUUGUCGGUGCCGGCGCAGACAAGGCCGCCCGUAUGCUUGACCUUGGCGCCGGUGGCACGACGGCUGUGCAAGUCGCUGCGCAUGAAGCUCCUAUCCGAUGCUGCCACAUGAUUCCGAACCCCGGAAAUGCAGCGUCGCCGCUGCUGAUUACCGGUUCGUGGGAUAAGACAGUGAAGUACUGGGAUCUUCGACAGUCGACGCCUAUUGCCACGGUCGAGUGCCAGGAACGCGUCUACACGAUGGACGUCAAGAACAAACUCCUCGUGAUCGGUACCGCUGACCGCUACAUCAACAUUAUAAACUUGGAUAACCCGACCAAGUUCUACAAGACGAUGCAGUCUCCUUUGAAGUGGCAGACACGAGUCGUAAGCUGCUUCACUGACGCGACAGGUUUCGCCGUCGGAAGUAUCGAAGGUCGCUGUGCCAUUCAGUACGUCGAAGACAAAGACUCAAGCUCGAACUUCAGUUUCAAGUGUCACCGAGAAACACCCGCAAACAACCGCGAUAUCAGCAACAUCUACUCUGUCAAUUCUAUCUCGUUCCACCCCGUCCAUGGCACUUUCAGCACUGCUGGUAGCGAUGGUACGUUCCACUUCUGGGACAAGGAUGCGAAGCAUCGUCUCAAGGGAUACCCCUCAGUUGGCGGGACAAUAUCGAGCACUGCAUUCAACCGCACCGGUGAUAUCUUCGCGUACGCGGUCAGCUACGAUUGGAGCAAAGGUUACUCGGCCAACACUCCUCAGACGCCCAACAAGGUCAUGCUGCACCCCGUUACUCCUGAAGAGGUGAAGCCCAGACCUGGUACUAGGAAGACGAGGUGAUGGAGCUGGCUGGAAAUCCGUGUAAACUACUUUCUCGUCAACAAAAGCGUACGGCUGCGAUUAUCGACCCAAGGGACUCAUGACUACGAAGAAAUAACACCCCUCCAGAUGGCAAAGAAAAUUUGCCUUCUUCUUUUUUCUUCUCCUCUAGCUUCCCAAAUUUUGGGGAAUGUCUGCAACGAGUCGACGGUGCCGUGAGCGUCGCAGUACCUCAUGGAGAUCCAAUUAGGCGAACUUGGAGUCGAUGACCUAUGAUCAUGAUUUGUGGUGGGUUUCUUUACAGCAUUGGCAUGUCAUUAUAAUAGCCCGUCUCUUUUUUCUAGGUUGGGGCCGGAUAUGUAGUGAUGUUUAUCAUAAGGGUAACAAGCUAUGAAUAACAAAAAAAUGGCAAAAUCGGGACUAUAUCUUGGA